UGGGGGUUGACCAGUUGACCAGUUGACCAGUCUCUGCUUCUCCGCUCUCCUACAGAAAGAGCAGGAGUAAGCAAAAAUAGCAGGAGUCGGCAAAAAUGGCAGGAGCCGUCAAAGCUAAGGAGCAGCCCGGAGAGAUAAAAAAUUAUAAAGGCUUCGUCGCCGGGGUCUUCUCCGGAAUUGCAAAGCUGUCAGUCGGGCAUCCCUUCGAUACCAUCAAGGUGAGACUGCAGACGACCGACAGCACCCGCUUCUCUGGACCGCUCCAAUGCCUCCUCCAGACAAUUCGCCAUGAGGGCCUCGCCGGCUUGUACAAGGGGGCCACUCCGCCCCUGGUGGGAUGGAUGUUUAUGGACAGCAUCAUGCUGGGCAGCCUGACCGUUUACCGGCGCCUCCUCCGCGACCACAUCUUCAACCCGCCGCUGCACCCCCUCCAUGACCCAAACCUGCCGCUGCCGGCCCACGGCCACGGCCUGGCCGGCAUCCUGGCCGGAUCGACGGUCUCGUUUGUCGCCGCGCCGGUGGAGCACGUCAAGGCCCGGCUACAGAUCCAGUACGCGGCCAAAAAGAGCGAGAGGCUCUACAGCGGGCCGAUCGACUGCCUGCACAAGAUAUGGCGCGCGCACGGCCUCGGGGGCCUGUACCACGGCCUGACCGCCACGCUCCUGUUCCGGAGCUUCUUCUUCUUCUGGUGGGGCAGCUACGAUGUGUUCAGUCGCUGGCUCAAGAACUCGACGAGCCUGAGCGCGCCAGCCAUCAACUUCUGGGCUGGAGGGCUGAGCGCUCAGGUCUUCUGGCUAACGAGCUAUCCCAGUGAUGUGGUCAAGCAGCGCAUCAUGACGGAUCCGCUGGGCGGAAGUCUAGGCGACGGCACACGGCGUUUCAGGUCGUGGAGGGAAGCGGCGGUGGCCGUACAUAGGGAGGGCGGGUUGAGGGGCUACUGGCGAGGGUUUUUGCCGUGUUUUUUAAGGGCAUUCCCGGCCAAUGCAAUGGCCUUGGUUGCAUUUGAAGGCGUUAUGAGAACACUGCCCUAGAGUGGCAGGCGGAAAAGUGGUGGUGGGGAGGGGGGGGGGUGCAUCAUGCUUGGAGCAGACAGUCGCAAGGUCAUUGAUACCCAGACAUUUCACGAGAGCUUAUAGACAACCCAUCUCCAAUCAAGUUCGGCGGGACCAGAUAGUACUCA
Diaporthe batatas is the source of this 1180-nucleotide messenger RNA. RefSeq lists its product as uncharacterized. The coding region runs from base 96 to 1031 and encodes 311 amino acids. The record is from RefSeq and is a predicted model, not a curated record. Lineage: Eukaryota; Fungi; Ascomycota; Sordariomycetes; Diaporthales; Diaporthaceae. Gene Ontology annotation, biological process: transmembrane transport. Gene Ontology annotation, molecular function: transmembrane transporter activity. The transcript is spliced from 2 exons.